AUUUUAUGGAACAAAAAUAAGCUUGAGAUGAGAGUGUGGGAGUAUAUAAGAAGGUAGCUAGCUAGCAUAUCAUGGAGCUAGCUAGGUAUAUAUAGUAUACGAACCCCCCAAAAAAGAGAGAGAGAGAUGGGGAAGGGGAGUAGUAGUAGUAGGAGAGCAAUAGGGGCAAUGGUGAUAAUACAGAUGAGCUGUACGGGGAUGACCCUUCUCUCCAAGUCUGCCAUGUCCAGAGGCUUCAAGCCUUCCAUCUUUGUCGCCUACCGUCAGGCCUUCGCCUCUCUCACUCUCGCUCCCUUCGCCCUCUACUUCGAAAGACAAAAUCCUACUCCUCUCUCUCUCAAAAUGCUAUGCAAGAUCUCUGUCGUUUCCUUGUGUGGAGUGAACUUGAGCCUGAACCUGUUUUAUGCGGGGCUGAGCUAUGUGUCUGCAACAUUUGUUACCGCUGUCACCAACACCAUCCCUGCCCUUGUUUUCCUCUUCGCCCUUUCUCUCAGGUUGGAAAGGGUGGCGAUAAGCAAAAGUGACGGGAAAGCAAAAGUGGCGGGGUGCACAUUGAGCCUGAUAGGGGCCAUGGUUUUAACUUUGUACAAAGGCCCUCUCCUAUACCCAUUAACCACGUCCACUCCUACUACUACUAAAGGAGGAAUAAUGGGCGGCCAAAACCGGUCGUCCAACAUCAUUUCAGCAGCACCUGCCCCGCCGGCUGGAACCACAACCACCUCUAGUAGUAAAGAAGAAGAUUGGAUAAGAGGGUCUCUUCUUAUCCUCGCUGCCAACGUCACUUGGUCACUCUGGCUUAUCAUGCAGGGUCCGAUGAUGAAACAAUAUCCGGCAAAGCUAAGGCUGGUAACGCUUCAGUGCUGCAUUUGUUGUGUGAUGUCUACAGCUUGGGGCGCCUUUGUGGAGAGAGAGGACUUGUCCUCUUGGAAACUUGGCUGGGACCUCAACCUUCUCUCCGUCGCUUACUGUGGUAUAGGGGUGACAGGGAUAUCCUAUUGGCUACAAGCAUGGGUUGUGGAGAAGAAAGGCCCUGUUUUCGCAAGCAUGUUCACUCCCUUGGCCCUAUUACUCACCGCCUUCUUUUCUGCCCUCUUCUUCAAGGAUACCCUCUACUCCGGCUGUGUGUUGGGGGCAGCUUUGCUGGUGAUUGGUCUGUACGGCUUUUUGUGGGGGAAGAAAAGGGAGGAGAAGGACCAAAACAACGCUGUUAACAAGUCCAACGAUCCACCGCCCAAACAAGAAUUGGACGACAAUGUUCGGCCCGCUUCUAUUGGGCCGGAGCUGGAAAAACCCCAAACUAGAUGCUGCGCCAUUUGACCCAACCUCACUUUAUAUACACUGCUCCCUGUUUAAAUUUGUAUCCCAGUCUAUCGGAGCAAGUGGUUAUAGUAAUCUCAGAAUGGGCCGCCGGCGCGGGCUGAUUAACAAUAAGAUAAUGCAACUUUGGUUGACCAAUUCGU
Messenger RNA from Cuscuta campestris, 1460 nucleotides. Lineage: Eukaryota; Viridiplantae; Streptophyta; Magnoliopsida; Solanales; Convolvulaceae. The record is from the annotation of a GenBank genome assembly.